AUGUCCCUGUCAUUGCUCCCUGCAAGCACAGGUGCCACUCCUGAGCCAUGGAACUUGGCUACAAGAGAGAGCAAUUUCAAGUCCUUGAAACCUGCUGCAAAUGAUAAAAACCAAUUUAAUAUCACAUUCAAAUAUGCAUGGGGGUCAGAUAAACAGGAUCCUGACCCCAAGAGUGUGAUGAUAGCAGGCUAUUGGGCAGUGGUGUUUUAUCAAGAGAAUCCUAAAGCUGGAAGGGAACCACUGGAGUUCAACUGGUCAAGCCCUCAGAGAUCAGGCUUUAAAAAGCUCAAUUUAAUGAGAGCCAUGGAGAGGGGUGUUGAGGGCCCGAAUUGCACCUUCCACCUGCAGGGCCCCAACGGCACGGUGGAGAGCCCCGGCUUCCCCUACGGGUACCCCAACUAUGCCAACUGUACCUGGACCAUCACCGCUGAGCAGCAGAACCGGAUCCAGUUGGUGUUCCAGGCCUUCGCCCUAGAGGAGGACUUCGAUGUGUUGUCAGUGUAUGACGGGUUGCCCCAACAGGGGACGCUGAGGACGAGGCUGACGGGUUUCCAGCUUCCGGCCCCCAUCGUCAGCACAGGCUCCACCCUCUCCCUGUGGCUCGUGAGUGACUAUGCUGUCAGCGCACAAGGCUUCCACGGCAGUUACGAAGUGCUCCCGAGCCACACCUGUGGGAACCCCGGGCGGCUGCCCAAUGGCGUCCAGCAAGGGGCAACAUUCAGCAUCGGAGACCAAGUCCGCUACAGCUGCAACCCUGGCUUCUUCCUGGAGGGGCACGCCGUGCUCACCUGCCAAGCUGGGUCGGAGAACAGCGCCCUGUGGAACUUCCCGCUCCCCACCUGCAGAGCGGAUGACGCCUGUGGUGGGACGCUGCGUGGGCAAAGCGGGAUCAUUGCCACCCCCCACUUUCCCUCCGAAUACAGCAACAAUGCCGACUGCACCUGGACUAUCCUCGCCGAGCUGGGGGACACCAUCGCCCUCGUCUUUGGCGACUUCCAACUCGAGGAUGGCUACGACUUCCUGGAAGUCACGGGGACAGAAGGCCCCUCCCUCUGGUUUACGGGAUCCAGCCUCCCCGCCCCAGUAAUCAGCAGUAAAAACUGGCUCCGGCUUCACUUCACUUCGGAUGGCAACCACCGACAGAAAGGGUUCAGUGCCCAAUACCAAGUCAAGAAGCAAAUCGAAUUGAAGUCCAGAGGUGUGAAGCUGAUGCCCAGCAAAGACAACAAUCAGAAGACAUCCGUAUUAACUCAGGUUGGUGUAACCCAGGGGCACAAUGUGUGCCCAGACCCCGGGAUCCCAGAACGGGGCAAAAGACUGGGCUCUGAUUUCAGGUUGGGGUCCAGCAUCCAGUUCACCUGCAAUGAGGGAUAUGACUUACAAGGCUCCAAAAGAAUCACCUGCAUGAAAGUGAGCGACAUGUUUGCGGCCUGGAGCGACCACAGGCCCGUCUGCAGAGCAAGGAUGUGUGACGCCCAUGUCAGGGGCCCAGCCGGCAUCAUCACGUCUCCCAACUUCCCCAUCCAGUAUGAUAACAAUGCCCACUGUGUGUGGGUCAUCACCGCGGUCAAUCCAGCCAAGGUCAUCAAGCUGACUUUUGAGGAAUUCGACUUGGAAAGAGGCUACGACACCCUCACGGUGGGAGACGGCGGCCAAGACGGCGACCAGAAGACGAUACUCUAUGUUUUGACCGGCACGACAGUCCCGGACCUGAUUGUCAGCACCAACCACCAGAUGUGGCUACUCUUCCAGACAGAUGGUUCCAGUGGCUCACUUGGCUUCAAGGCCUCCUAUGAAGAAAUUGAUCAAGGGAGCUGCGGAGACCCAGGAGUCCCUGCAUUCGGACGGAGGGAAGGGUCCCGGUUCCAUCACGGGGACACGCUGAAGUUUGAAUGCCAGCCCGCCUUCGAGCUGGUGGGCCAGAAAGCUAUUACCUGCCAAAAGAAUAAUCAGUGGUCUGCUAAGAAGCCAGGCUGCGUGUUCUCAUGCUUCUUCAACUUCACCUCACCCUCGGGCACGGUCCUGUCCCCCAACUACCCGGAGGAGUAUGGGAACCACCUACACUGCGUCUGGCUGAUCAUCGCCAAGCCCGAGAGCCGCGUCCACCUGGCCUUCAACGACAUCGAUGUGGAGCCCCAGUUUGACUUCCUAGCAGUCAAGGACGGUGGCUCACCUGAGUCCCCGGUCCUGGGGACCUUCUCUGGGAACCAGGUGCCUUCGGCGCUGACCAGCAGUGGCCACGUGGCCCGUCUUGAGUUCCAGACAGAUCACUCCACUGGGAAACGCGGUUUCAACAUUACUUUCACCACAUUCAGACACAACGAAUGUCCAGAUCCAGGGGUGCCUGUGAACGGCAAACGGUUUGGCGACAGCCUACAGCUGGGCAGCUCCAUCUCCUUCCUCUGCGACGAUGGCUUCAUCGGCACCCACGGGGCCGAGACCGUCACCUGCAUCUUGAAGGAGGGAAACGUGGUGUGGAACAAUGUGGUCCUGAGAUGCGAAGCUCCCUGUGGUGGUCACCUGACUUCAGCGAGUGGCACCAUCCUCUCUCCUGGCUGGCCAGGCUUCUACAAGGACUCCUUAAACUGCGUGUGGGUGAUCGAGGCCCAGCCUGGCUACCCCAUCAAGAUCACAUUUGACCGAUUUAAAACAGAAGUCAAUUACGACACAUUGGAAGUCCGAGAUGGUCGCUCCUACUCGUCCCCCCUGAUUGGCAUCUAUGACGGGACCCAGGUACCCCAGUUCCUGAUCAGCACCAGCAAUUACCUCUACCUCCUCUUCUCUACCGAUAAAAGCCACUCCGACAUCGGCUUUCAGAUCCGGUACGAAACUGUAACACUCCAGUCCGACCACUGCCUGGACCCUGGGAUCCCAGUCAAUGGGCAGCGUCAUGGCAAUGAUUUCUACGUCGGUGCCCUGGUGACAUUCAGCUGCGACCCUGGCUACACCCUGAGUGACAGCGAGGCCCUUGAGUGUGAACCCAACUUCCAGUGGAGCCGGGCCCUGCCCAGCUGUGAAGCUCUCUGCGGCGGAUACAUCCGAGCUUCCGGAGGGACCAUCUUGUCUCCAGGGUUUCCUGACUUCUACCCAAAUAACCUCAACUGCACGUGGGUGAUUGAAACAGCACACGGCAAAGGUGUCUUCUUCACUUUUCACACCUUUCACCUGGAGAGUGGCCAUGACUACCUGCUCAUCACAGAGAACGGCAGCUUCACCCAGCCCCUGAAGCAGCUCACUGGCUCCCGCCUCCCGGCCCCUGUUAGCGCAGGCCUCUACGGCAACUUCACCGCCCAGAUCCGCUUCGUCUCUGACUUCUCCAUGUCCUACGAGGGAUUCAACAUCACCUUCUCAGAGUAUGACCUAGAGCCCUGCGAGGAGCCCGAGGUGCCGGCCUACAGCAUCCGGAAGGGCCUUCAUUUUGGCGUAGGCGACGUCCUCACAUUCUCCUGCUUCCCUGGCUACCGGCUGGAAGGGGUGGCUCGCAUCACGUGCCUGGGAGGGAGGCGGCGGGUGUGGAGUUCGAAUCUGCCAAGGUGUGUUGCUGACUGUGGCUCAUCCGUGAGCGGCACCCACGGGGUCCUGUUGUCCCCCAACUUCCCAGCCAACUACAACAAUGGCCACGAGUGCAUCUACUCCAUCCAGACCCAGCCUGGGAAGGGCAUCCGACUGACUGCCAAGACUUUCCACCUCCAACAGGGUGACGUCCUGAAGGUGUACGACGGGAGCAACAAUUCAGCACGCCUCCUGGGGAUAUUCACUGGCUCGGAGCUGCUGGGUCUCACAUUGAACAGCACCUCCAGCAGUCUGUGGCUCGACUUCAUCACUGACACCGACAACACCAGCCAGGGCUUCCAGCUGCAGUUUGUCAGUUUCGAACUCAUCAAGUGUGAGGACCCCGGCAUCCCUCAGUUUGGCUACAAGGUCCAUGAUGGAGGUCACUUGGCCGGAAGCUCGGUAUCUUUCAGCUGCGACCCCGGAUACAGCCUGCGCGGGAGCAGGGAGCUGGUCUGCCUGACUGGAGAGCGCAGAGCCUGGGACAAGCCACUCCCUGUCUGUGCAGCCGAGUGCGGGGGCACUGUGAGAGGCGAGUCACUGGGGAAGAUCUUGUCACCCGGUUACCCGAGCCCCUAUGACCACAACCUCAACUGCGUCUGGACCAUCGAGGCCGAGGCUGGUUGUACAAUCAGGCUCCAUUUCCUGGUCUUCGACACGGAGGAAGUCCACGAUGUGUUGAGGAUCUGGGACGGCCCGGUGGAAAGCGGAAUCGUGUUACGAGAGAUGAGCGGCUCUGUGCUGCCAGGAGACGUUCACAGCACUUACAACUCGGUCAUCCUGCAGUUCAGCACGGACUUCUUCACCAGCAAGCAGGGCUUCGCCAUCCAGUUCUCAGUGUCCACAGCGACUUCCUGCAAUGACCCCGGGAUCCCCCAGAAUGGAAGCCGGAGUGGGGACAGCCGGCAGGCGGGAGACUCCAUCGUAUUCCAGUGUGACCCGGGCUACGCGCUUCAGGGAGAAGCCACCGUCCACUGUGUGAAAAUCGAAAACAGGUUCUUCUGGCAGCCUGACCCCCCCACGUGCAUAGCUCCCUGUGGUGGAGACCUGGCAGGUCCCUCUGGGGUCAUUCUGUCACCCCACUAUCCCGAGCCCUACCCGCCGGGCAAGGAGUGUGAUUGGAGAGUGACUGUGUCCCCGGACUAUGUCAUCGCCCUGGUGUUCAACACCUUCAGCCUGGAGCCGGGCUAUGACUUUCUGCACAUCUAUGAUGGUCUGGACUCCCUCAGCCCCCUCAUCGGCAGCUUCUAUGGCGCCCAACUGCCCGACCGCAUCGAGAGUAGCAGCAACAGCCUCUUCUUGGCCUUCCGCAGUGAUGCGUCUGUGAGCAAUGCCGGCUUCGUCAUCGAAUACACAGAAAACCCUAGGGAGUCUUGUUUUGACCUGGGGAUGAUUAAAAAUGGCACACGGACGGGAACCGACUUGAAGCUGGGGUCUACCAUCACCUACUAUUGCAACAGCGGCUACAAGAUUGAGGGCUCAUCCACACUGACCUGCAUCAUGGGCGGAGACGGGAAGCCUGUGUGGAACAAGCCUCGGCCGACAUGUACAGCUCCCUGCGGGGGACAAUACACCGGCUCCGACGGGGUGGUCCUGUCCCCGAGCUAUCCGCGGAACUACACCAGCGGACAGGUCUGCCUGUACUUUGUGGCCGUGCCGAAGGACUACGUGGUGUUCGGACAGUUCGCCUUCUUCCAUACGGCCCUCAACGAUGUGGUGGAAGUUCACGAUGGGCACAACCAGCACUCCCGCCUCCUCAGCUCCCUCUCCGGCUCCCACACAGGGGAAUCGCUCCCUCUGGCCACGUCCAACCAGGUCUUGAUUAAAUUCAGUGCUAAAGGACAGACCACCGCCAAGGGCUUCCACUUUGUCUACCAAGCGGUGCCACGCACCAGCGCCACACAGUGCAGCUCGGUCCCUGAGCCCCGCUAUGGCAGGAGGCUCGGCAGCGAUUUCUCCGUGGGGGCGGUGGUCCGCUUUGAAUGCAGCGCAGGUUAUGCCCUGAGGGGAUCCACAUCCAUCGAGUGCCUCUCCGUGCCAGGAGCCUUAGCACAGUGGAACGUCUCCGUGCCAACAUGUACAGUGCCUUGUGGAGGAAACCUGACGGAGCGGAAGGGGACAAUUCUCUCCCCGGGCUUCCCAGAGCCGUACCUUAACAGCCUCAACUGCGUCUGGAAGAUCACAGUCCCAGAGGGGGCCGGUAUCCAGAUUCAAGUGAUCAGCUUUGUCACCGAGCAGAACUGGGACUCUCUGGAGGUGUUUGAUGGGGGAGACAACACGGUGACCAUGCUGGGGAGCUUCUCAGGGACCACAGUGCCUGCCCUGCUAAACAGUACCUCCAACCAUCUCUACCUGCAUUUCUACUCCGAUAUCAGUGUGUCCGCUGCUGGCUUCCAUCUGGAGUACAAGACCGUUGGCCUGUCCAGCUGCCCGGAGCCCACUGUGCCCAGCAGUGGCAUGAAGCUCGGAGAGCGCUACUUGGUCAACGAUGUGGUCUCCUUCCAAUGUGAGCCAGGCUACGCACUCCAGGGCCAUUCGCACAUAUCCUGCAUGCCAGGGACUGUGAGGCGAUGGAACUACCCUCCUCCUCUCUGCAUCGCUCAGUGUGGUGGAACUGUUGAGGAGAUGGAGGGAGUUAUCUUGAGCCCGGGAUUUCCUGGAAACUACCCCAGCAACAUGGACUGCUCAUGGAGAAUCUCUCUGCCUGUGGGUUUUGGGGCUCACAUCCAGUUCGUGAACUUCUCCAGCGAGGCCAACCAUGACUUCCUGGAGAUCCGGAACGGGCCCUACGACACCAGCCACGUGAUCGGAAGGUUCAGCGGGGACACGCUGCCUGGCUCCCUUCUCUCCACCUCCCAUGAGACCACGCUGUACUUCCACAGUGACCACAGCCAGAACCGACCGGGCUUCAAGCUGGAAUACCAAGCAUAUGAGCUUCAAGAGUGUCCUGAUCCGGAACCUUUUGCCAACGGCAUUGUGAGAGGGGCUGGGUAUAACGUCGGGCAGUCUGUGACCUUUGAGUGCCUCCCUGGCUACCAGCUGAUUGGCCACCCGGUGCUCACCUGCCAGCAUGGUACCAAUCGGAACUGGGAUCACCUUUUCCCCAGGUGUGAAGUCCCAUGCGGAGGGAACAUCACCAGCCAGGACGGCACCAUCUACUCCCCCGGCUUCCCCAGCCCGUACCCCAACUCCCAGGACUGCAAGUGGCUCAUCACCUUGCCGACGGGGUACGGGAUCCACCUCAACUUCAGCCUGCUGCAGACGGGGCCCCUGACAGACUCCAUCACUGUCUGGGAUGGACCCCUAGAGACUUCCACCCGGCUGGGUGAGUUCCGGAGAGGCUCAGCCAGGAGAACGGCCCAGAGCUCUUCCAACCACCUCCUGCUGCGAUUCCACAGUGACACGGAAAACGGGGGGAUUUUUGCCAUCACCUUUGCUGCUUAUCAACUCUCCAAAUGUCGCCCUCCGACCAUCCUCCCCAAUGCUGAAGUUGUCACGGAGAAUGAAGAAUUCAACAUAGGUGACAUUGUGAGGUACAGGUGUCUCCCCGGGUUUUCCCUGGUGGGCAGCGAAAUCCUGACCUGCAGGCUUGGUGCCCACCUCCAGUUUGAAGGACCUCCUCCCACCUGCGAAGUCCGCUGCCCCAUGAACGAGUUACUGACGGACUCCACGGGUGUGAUCCUGAGCCAGGGAUACCCAGGAAGCUACCCACAGUUCCAGGCAUGUUCCUGGGUGGUGAGGGUGGAGGACGGCUUCAACGUCACACUCACCGUAGAAUACUUCCUCAGCGAGAAACAGUAUGACGAGUUUGAGAUAUUUGACGGACCCUCAGGCCAAAGCCCACUGCUGAUAGCCCUGAGUGGGAACUACUCUGCUCCCCUGACCGUCACCAGUUCAGGGAAUGGGGUUUUCCUCCGCUGGUCAUCCGAUCACGCCUAUAACCGGAAGGGCUUUAAGAUCCGCUACUCAGCUCCUUACUGCAGCCUCCCGGCAGCCCCCCUCCACGGCUCCGUCCUGGGCCAGUCCACCAACCUUCUGGGAGGCAUCGUCCACUUCAGCUGCAACCUGGGACACCGCCUGGUGGGACACAGCAUGGCCACCUGCAUCCGGCACCCCCAGGGCUACUACCUGUGGAACACAGCUACACCCCUCUGCCAAGCCAUCUCCUGCGGCAUUCCCAGAGCCCCCAAGAACGGAAUUGUCUUUGGCAGAGAGUACACCGUGGGGACCAAGGCCGAGUACCACUGCAACAAGGGCUUCCAUCUCCCGGUGGGGGAAGACUCUUCGUCUGAAUGCCUGCAGUCGGGGCGGUGGAGCAAUGGCAAUUCCCCACCCCCGUGCGUGGCAGUGAGCUGCCCGGACAUCAGCAGCAUCUCGGUGGAGCACGGCCGCUGGCGACUGACCUUCGAGGUCCAGUACCAGUUCAAUGCCCAGCUCUUGCUCAUCUGUGACCCUGGCUACUACUACACUGGCCAGAGGGUCGUCCGCUGCCAGGCCGACGGCAAGUGGAGCAUUGGAGACUCGAUGCCAACGUGCCAGAUAAUCUCCUGUGGAGAUCUCCCAACGCCCCCAAGUGGGAGCCGCAUAGGGACCCUGGCGGUCUACGGGGCCACCGCCAUCUUCGCCUGCAACUCUGGCUACACCCUGGUGGGCUCCCGUGUGCGCGAGUGUCUGGCCAACGGGCUGUGGAGUGGCACGGACGUGAAAUGCCUGGCUGGUCACUGUGGAACCCCUGACCCAAUCGUCAACGGGCAAGUCAGCGGCGAGAACUACAACUACCGGGGCAGCGUGGUGUACCAGUGUCACCCCGGCUUCCGCCUGAUCGGGAUGUCGGUGCGCAUCUGUCAGCAGGACCACCAGUGGUCUGGCCGGACCCCUGUCUGUGUGCCCAUCACCUGCGGUCACCCAGGCAACCCAGCCCACGGCUUCACCCAGGGGACCCAGUUCAACCUCAACGACAUGGUCAAGUUCGCCUGCAACACUGGCUAUGUGGCAGAAGGGGCUGCCCAGGCACAGUGCCUGGCCAAUGGCCAGUGGAGUAACGCACUGCCCAUCUGCAGGGUCGUCAACUGUACAGACCCCGGCCACCGAGAGCACAGCGUCCGCCAAGUCCAGCCCAGCGGGGCUCCCCAGUUCAGCUUUGGAAGCACCGUAUCAUACCAGUGCAGCCACGGAUACCACCUCCUGGGGACUCAUGUCCUGUCCUGCCAGGGAGACGGUACCUGGGACCGGUCCCUGCCCCAGUGCCUCUUGGUGUCGUGUGGCCACCCGGGCUCCCCACCUCAUUCCCAGAUCUUGGGGGACAGCUACACUGUGGGCUCCGUCGUACGGUACAGCUGUGUCGGAAAGAGACGACUCAUGGGGAACGUCACCCGCGUGUGCCAGCUGGAUGGGCACUGGAGCGGCUCCCUUCCUCAUUGUGCAGGGAGCAGUGCAGGAGUCUGUGGAGACCCAGGAAUCCCAUCCCAUGGAAUCCGUUUGGGGGACAAGUUCAGCAUGGACAGCGUCGUGCGCUUCAGCUGUGAGCCAGGCUUUGCCCUGCGUGGGUCGUCAGAAAGGACGUGCCGCCCAAAUGGCUCGUGGAAUGGCACACAGCCUGAGUGUGGAGUUAUCUCAUGUGGCAACCCGGGGACACCCCGCAACGCCCGAGUCGUGUUCAGCGAUGGCUUGGUCUUCUCCAGCUCCAUCACGUAUGAGUGCCGGGAGGGCUAUUAUUCCACUGGCCUGCUAAGCCGCCACUGUACAGUCAACGGGACCUGGACAGGGAGUGCCCCCGAGUGUUCCGUCAUAAACUGCGGGGAUCCCGGGGUUCCUGCCAAUGGCAUCAGGCUGGGAAGCGAUUUCACUUACAACAAAACCGUGACGUACCAGUGUGUCCCAGGGCACACGAUGGAGACUGUCAGGGCUGCCUCGCUCAGCUGUACCAAAGACAGGACCUGGAACGGCACCAAGCCAGUCUGUAAAGCGAUCCUGUGCAAAACACCCCAAGCAGUGCCCAACGGCAGAGUGGUGGGCUCCGACUACCGCUGGGGAUCGAGCAUCAGCUACGCCUGUGUGGAAGGCUACCAGCUCUCGCUGCCGGCCAUUCUGACCUGCGAGGGGAAUGGGACCUGGAGCGGGGAGCUUCCGCAGUGUUUCCCUGUGUUUUGCGGGGACCCGGGGAUCCCACCCCAAGGGAAGAGGGAGGACCGAGGCUUCUCGUACAGAUCAUCCGUCUCCUACUCCUGCCUGCCCCCCCUGGUUCUGGUGGGCUCUUCCCGGAGAUUCUGCCAGUCGGAUGGUGUGUGGAGUGGCAGCCAGCCCAGCUGCAUAGACCCGACCCUCACCAUGUGUGCCGAUCCCGGCGUGCCACAGUUUGGGAGUCAGAACAAUUCCCAAGGUUUCCAGGUCGGAAGCCUGCUGUUCUUCAAGUGUCAGAAAGGUUACCUGCUGCAGGGAUCCACCACCAGGACCUGCCUCCCCAACCUCACCUGGAGUGGGGUCCAGCCAGACUGUGUCCCUCACCACUGCAAGCAGCCGGAGACACCGCCCCAUGCCAACGUGGGGGCCCUGGACCUGCCGUCCAUGGGUUACACACUGAUCUACUCCUGCCAGCCCGGCUUCUUGCUUAAGGGGGGUUCAGAGCACAGAACCUGCAAGGCGGAUGGCAGCUGGACAGGCAAACCGCCCGUCUGCCUGGCCGAAGUCCGGCCCAGCGGACGACCGGUCAGCACUGCCCGAGAGCCACCCAUCACCAGGAUGUCAGUGCCCAGUGACGUGUUUGCGAGGGACUCUUUGUGGAAAGGCUCCUACGAGUACCUGGGCAAAAAGCAGCCAGCCAUGCUCCGGGUGACUGGCUUCCAGCCGGCCGCCAGCAUGGUCAACGCCACUGUCAUCGACCGCAGCGGCGUGGAGCUGCUGGUCUCAGGUGUGUACAAGAAGGAAGAUUCCCAUCUCCUCCUGCAGGUCUACCAGAUCACAGGGCCCGUGGAGAUCUUUGUGAACAAGUUCAAGGAUGACAAGUGGGCUCUAGACGGGCACGUCUCACUGGAGUCUUCCAGUGGAACAUUCGUUUACCAGGGCUUUGUCCGUGGCAAGGGCUUUGGGCAGUUUGGCCUCCAGAGACUCGACCUCGAACUCCUGGAAAAUGACCCAGAGUCUAUAGGGCAUCACUUCGCGUCCAACAGCAGUUCCGUUGCUGCCGCCAUCCUCGUGCCUUUCAUUGCCCUCAUUAUUGCAGGGUUCGUGCUUUACCUGUACAAGCACAGGAGGAGACCCAAAGUCCCAUUUAAUGGCUAUGCUGGCCACGAGAACACAGGCGUCAGGGCAACAUUCGAAAAUCCCAUGUACGACCGCAACCUCCAGCAGACAGACAUCGUGGCCAGUGAGCCGGAGUUUGCCGUCAGCACCGUGUGCACGGCCGUAUAACCCCGGGCCCAUCAGCGUGGGGUCAGAGGCCGGGUCCGUGGCCCAGGUCAGUGCAGCCGGGAUGGCUCCAAGGGCAAGAGUGAGCUCGGCUCCCCACCGCGGUGACAGCACAUGCGGACCGUCUGCGGACCCUAGGGAACAAAGGACUCCCGAUCCAGCUCGAACCUGGCAGGGGGGAUGGAGUCAGGUUCCCCCAUAGGCCUGGGGCCACCCCUCGAGGCUCCGGCUUCAACUUGCUACUUUCACCUGCGAAAGAGAAGGGGAGAGCACCCGCCAACCCAUCAACCUCCAACCAGCCUCUCCAAACCCCAGCCCGAUCACCAGGCCCCGACACCAUGACCUGGGAGGCCCCCACAGGCCAAACUGAACCAUCAAACGUAAGGUUAUUAGACCUGCCGGCGUGGGACCGUUCCUCUUCAUUUCCCCAAUAGGAGAAGCAGCUGUUUGUAGAGAGCCAAUCAGUGAAGGGCAUCUACUGGGUGCCAAACACUGGGCUAAACAUUCGGCAGAUAUGACGGUAGGAAGAUGAGGGUCCUCUGCCCUCCAGGAGCUUACAAUAAUCGAAAGAGGAGCUCAAACCAGUCCUGUUGGCAUCGGCCCCAGAAUGGCGCAUGGAUCCUUGGUCUACACCUGCAGAGUAUCUGGACAACUGAGGCCUAAAUACAUAUUUUAUCCUGAAUCAUC
Tachyglossus aculeatus (Australian echidna) is the source of this 11643-nucleotide messenger RNA. RefSeq names its product CUB and Sushi multiple domains 2 (gene CSMD2). Lineage: Eukaryota; Metazoa; Chordata; Mammalia; Monotremata; Tachyglossidae. The record is from RefSeq and is a predicted model, not a curated record. Bases 1 to 10959 code for a protein of 3652 amino acids. The transcript is spliced from 75 exons.